Molecule: messenger RNA, 1460 nt
Organism: Daphnia magna
Lineage: Eukaryota; Metazoa; Arthropoda; Branchiopoda; Diplostraca; Daphniidae
Exons: 1
Coding region: 17-1441 (474 amino acids)
Source: RefSeq, a predicted model, not a curated record
AGUGACGACAUUAAAAAUGUCUGCUGCUUCGUUUGAAUCUAGCUCUUCAGUUCUACGCCAACGUGCUCUUUUUUCUUCGGCGAAUCCUCCUCGUGGGAAUUCACCUAUCGAUUCGCGAGUAUCUGUUCCUGAUCAUGAUAUUUUAUCUAUUUUGCCUAAUAGUGUUCGUGGCAACUCACGCGAUCGAGAUAGUCGUCCACGUGGUGGCCAUGCUCGUAACAUCUCAACUCAGCGCGAUCGGGAGAUUCGUCCUCUUGAUAGCCAUGCUCGUAGCAACUCAACUCAGCGCGAUCGAGGCAAUCGUCCACGUGGUAGCCCGUCCCGAUCACGAUCUCAUUCCAUCCCGCGUUCGCGUACACGCUCAGCUUCCAGGAUUCGGUCUCGCAGCCGUUCGCCAAACAUGGUUGCUGCCAAUGAAAAAACGUUUAGCAUUUCUGCUUCUAAAUCACGUCAGGUUCGUAAGUGGCUAGUUCAAGGCUUACCUAACAGCGAGGCCAAGGCAUUGCGCCUGAACUUCAAGCCAGUUUUCGACAGUUCGUUUGAUUUAUUUUGCCCUAAGCUGGAUGAGUCCAUGGAAAGAAAGUGGCUGAGAGCCAUGAACCUGCCUAAAUUGAAAGACUUUCAAGAGACUAUGUUGAAGUCAAUUCAAUAUCAGAUGAUAGGCUCAAUGCGGCGAAUGCUGCAUGCCUGGAACCAGAUGAGAGUGGACGAUCCGUUAUUGAACAGUGUAGAAUCAUCUCUCCGUUUAAUGGGCUCUGCAUUUGCAAAUGUUUCCAAGUUGCGACGUGAAAAUGUGAUUCGCCAUGUGGCGCCGUCCAUGAAACCAUUGCUGAAGGACCCACGGGCAUUCUCUUCUCGUGAGUGUGAGCGUUUGUUUGGCUCAAAAUUCAUUGACGUCAUGGUAAAAGAAGUUGAUGACGACGCCAAGUUGGUGAAAAUCGGACGCGAUGGCGGUCCCUCGCACAGCCAGAAUGGUGGCGAUUCCAAUCGGCGCAAUGGCGGCCGCGAUCAAAGCUCGUACGUCAGCCGUAAUAACCAGAGUAGUGGUUUCAACAAAGGCGGGAAGAGUGACAAGGGGAACCCCUACUUCAGGCAGACGGCCCAGGGCGCCAACAACAGGUAUGUCUGGUCUCAUGGUUUCACACCCCCUAUUUUUCUGAAAAUGUCUCCCGUUCAGUCACAUGUUGGGGGUCGUUUGAGCAAAUUCACAGACGCAUGGCUCUCUCUCUUUCUGAUGAUCAAUGGAUCUUGCCUACAGUCAUUCACGGUUAUGCCAUUGACUUUUGUUCUUUUUUGUUUCUUGUUCGGUGGCCAAACCUUUUUUCUUAGUCUUUUUCGCGUGUGUGUGGGUCUUUGGCGCCGCCCCUCAACCUGUCUCGUUCGCUUUGAAGGUUUUUUUGGUCGUUGUGGACAAAUGAAAGCCAUAAGAUAUUGGCCGUGAUGAAAAACGACGGGAAUCU